Messenger RNA from Aspergillus mulundensis, 2154 nucleotides. Its product is annotated as aminoglycoside phosphotransferase family protein. Bases 1 to 2154 code for a protein of 717 amino acids. The record is from RefSeq and is a predicted model, not a curated record. The transcript is spliced from 9 exons. Lineage: Eukaryota; Fungi; Ascomycota; Eurotiomycetes; Eurotiales; Aspergillaceae.
AUGACGAGUGUUGAGCGAGCUUUGGAGAUAGUCACAGCGGCUGACCUCUCCCCGACAGAACACCUCCUGCUCAAGCAUUUCGUUGAAUCUGCUGUUGAUCCGCAAAAGGCGGGAGAAUAUGUGAUUUAUAGGGUCAAAACAUCGGCGAGCAAUGUCGAAGAUACGCUUCGUGUCCUCAAGGGGCAAUGGAGACGUCUGGCAACCCGACUGACGGUCGCUGAUACUGUUCCCGACACUGUCAGAGACUUACUCUUCCUAAGGGACGGCCGUGACUUUGCUAUGCGACGAUACCCUAGCCAUGUCCCCGGGUCGAACGUCGAGCCGGCUUAUGUGAUUCCACCGUCUCUGUUCCGGAAUCUUGAGUCAAUUGAUGGGGGCGCUCUAUUGUCGAUGCUCGAGGCGUUCCUAACCAGUGGCGGUGUUUCCAGGCUCAGAGACUUUCUCGAGUGCGACCCAGAAAAUACUUCGAUCCAACUUAGAAAUCUUCUGCUGCUCCCACCCAGUAUACAUGCAGCCUUUCGAGCUGGGCACGUAGACAUAAGGACACGAUCGGAGAUGAGGGGAGGGCCGCCGCCUUCCAUUGACUCUGUCGAUGAACCCCUCCAGACUUGCUUGUACGCAAUGCGCAAACUAUAUCCUGAAGAGGCUUCCGGCCUCUAUCUGGGAGAUGGCACCCCCUACGAUCGCGGCCUUGAAUUCUUCGAGCUCUCCACCUCGGAUACCGAAAGGCUUCCCCUUCCCAGCAGUUCCCUGAUCAAUCUUCAUUCCAGAGGACAAAAUAGGUCGGGGCUGGCCCCCAAAACCACUAGGGUUCUCAAUACCAGCGAGCGUCGUGUCCGGCUUCUUCCGAAUCUGGCGUCUCCUACCACAGAGUUUCAGAGCCUUCUGCUACACCCUCCUCCAAAAAGCCGGGCGGAAAAUGUAUCCCCUGGAAGCGGACGUCUGGGCCCAGCGUUUGCCGUUCGGGCUCUUAUCGAAAGACAUACCUCCAUCCCCGCGCCCCGCCUCCUCGAUACCUGGGAGACAAACGGCGUAACAAACAUCCUCAUGACGCGUGUACCAGGUGUACAACUCGGGCAAGUCUGCCACUUGAUGUCCUACGCAGAGCGCACCCAGCUCGUCGCCGACCUGAAAGCCUGCGUCGAGCAGCUGCGCAGGAUCCCAAAUACGACACCAUACCUGAUCUGCGACUCCCUCGGCGGCCCGAUAACGGACCACCGUAUCCCCGGCGACACGGGCGGCCCGUUCAACACCGAGGCAGACUUCAACGAACACCUCGUCAGCCACCUGACCGCCUCAUUCACCGAUGUCGUUCGAAUUGAAAAUCUCCCCGCUCGCGAGCACGCCCAUUUCUACUUCGCCCACUCGGACUUCCACCAGUCUAAUUUGCUGAUCGAGCGCGGUCGUCUGUGCGGUAUUGUGGAUUGGGAGUCCGCGGGCUUUAAACCCGAGUAUUGGGAGUUCACGAAGGCGAUGUAUAGCCACCUUCACCAUCCUGUGCUGGCUGAUAUUUUCCGCCGGGUUUUUGAUACUCAGUAUGAGAACAUCUUCGAUGAACUGGUAAUCCGAUUACUCGAAACUGCCAUUCGUAAAACAAAGUCGUUCGACCCGAGAGAUCCGAGGGUCAUCAAUACUCUACCCUUUCAAUGGGACCCACCAGCCCCUUCCACUAUGGCCAUGAGCGUGAGGCUCUUGGAUCGUUUGUCCUCCAAGCGUCAAGGUCACUCGCAUCCUGUAGUCAGAGUCGUCACCGCGGUCGUUGAAGCUGCCGUUGCACUACCGGAGAGAAUCGGUUGGUAUGACAAGCAUCUUGCGAAGGAAAUAGAACGAGUGAGGGGAUCCUACCGCAUCGGGGUUCUUUCAGUCCUCGUGGGAAUCAUCCCCGGAUCCUGGAUAUUCAAGAUCAUAGACGGUGAUGAGGGGUAUCUGCGGGAGCUGAGUGCCAUUGUACGGGACACCGAGACUGCCACUCUCAUGACAGCGGCAUACCUAGGCAGGAUCGACCACAUGAGAUUGUUGUUGCGCGUGGAGAGCGACUACCAUUAUUUCCCGCGGCAGGAACCUUGGGAAGAUAGUCGGGUGGUCUCUUUGGAGCGAGCGCUUCUCGCGGCAGCUCUGGGCGGGCAAUCAGACACAGUGGUCUACCUGCAAUAG